UCGGUGCGGCGUCGUGGAGGGCGUGCGUUUGUUGUUUGCGUUCGGUGUCUCUUUUUCUUUUUUAACACGCUUUUCUUCGGCGCGCGCGUGUACGCGGAAGGGGCGCGUCCCGGCUGGGCUCGGCGGCUCUCGGAGCCCGUUUUUAUCUCUCUCCUCCGCCCCGUGCGUGUCCGCUGAGGGAUUUCUUCACGUCCCGCGCCCGGGGGGCCGUCCCCUUCCCUCUCGCUCUCGGCCGGGGGCUCGCGGCGCUUCCCUCUGGAUGCGUCCCCGCAGCCCCAGGCGGGAGGCGGCCGGGGGGAAGCGCUGCCUCCAAGGAUUUACCGCCGCCCGGCACCCAGCUCCGCACUUUCUUCUUCCCCGCGGGCGCUCCGUUGCCGCCCCGGAGCGCUACCACCGUUAUGGACGAGAGAUAUCUGCCCGAGCUGAUGGCGGAGAAGGACUCCCUGGACCCGUCCUUCACGCACACCCUGCGGCUGGUCAACCAAGAAAUUGAAAAAUACCAGAAAGGAGAAGGAAAGGAGGAAGAAAAAUAUAUUGAUGUGGUCAUCAAUAAAAAUAUGAAGUUGGGGCAAAAAGUUUUGAUUCCAGUAAAGCAAUUUCCUAAGUUUAACUUUGUGGGAAAGCUUUUGGGUCCACGUGGCAACUCUUUAAAACGCUUGCAGGAAGAAACACUGACAAAAAUGUCUAUUUUGGGAAAAGGUUCAAUGAGGGAUAAGACGAAGGAGGAAGAAUUAAGAAAAAGUGGAGAGGCAAAAUACUUCCACCUAAAUGAUGACCUUCAUGUUUUAAUUGAAGUGUUUGCUCCACCAGCAGAAGCAUAUGCCAGAAUGGGGCAUGCAUUAGAAGAAAUCAAGAAGUUUCUCAUCCCUGACUACAACGAUGAGAUCAGACAGGCGCAGCUUCAAGAGUUAACGUAUUUGAAUGGUGGUUCAGAGAAUGCAGAGGUUCCAGUAGUUCGUGGAAAGCCAUCUAUUCGAGCAAGGGGAGUACCAGUUCCUGCUUUGACCAGCAGGCUGUGUCUGGGAACAUCACUGCUCACCCCUGCCCCCACUUCAGUGAAGUCAAAUAAGCAGCUGGUACCCUGUCCUGAGGAGGCAUUCUACAGAUUAGCCAAAAACAAGGGCCGUGGAGGAGUGCCUCCACCACCUGCAGGAGUACCGAGAGGGGCACCAGCGCCCAGAGGAGUGCCUCCCAGUAGAGGGCCAGUCAGUCGUAGCCGUGGACUUCUGGCACCCAGAGCGAGAGGAGUGCCUCCACCUGCAGGCUACCGGCCUCUUCCACCACCUCCGGCACAGGAGACAUAUGGUGAAUAUGAAUACGAUGAUGGCUAUGGAACUGCUUAUGAUGAGCAAAGCUAUGAUUCGUAUGACAACAGCUACAGUACUCAAGCACAAAGUGGAGCUGAUUACUAUGACUACGGCCAUGGGCUGAGUGAAGAAACAUACGAAUCAUAUGGACAAGAAGAAUGGACCAACUCGAGACACAAGGCACCUUCGGCAAGGACGACAAAAGGAGUCUACAGAGACCAGCCAUAUGCCAGAUACUGAUUGUACUGUCUGAUGUUGUGAAAUAUCCAAUCUCCACCAGUCCUGUAUACUGUUCAAAGAAACUCAACUCCUUGGACAGCCAAGACAAAAACAAAAACCUUAAUCUUCUGAUGCUUUGGAACUUCUGCCAUGUUAACUACUGACUGCUUAGAACAUUGUACUUGUCCAUGUGCCUAGGCAACAAUGAGACAGGCUUCGGAGUAUGAAAACUCUGUUUCUGUAUUUCUUGUAUUAAAGCCUUAAAGUGUAUAAUGUUAUAUACUUUUUAAAAUAAUUGUAUAUAUGAACCCUUAUUUGUUUAGUGACUCAAAAUGUUCUACUUGGAGCUCAAUAAAGAAUUUUCAUUUAAUUUCCUGUUACAAAGCAAUAAUGCAACUUCACAUUCCUUUAGUGACUCUUAGCCUUACGCAGCAACUUGAAGUGCGUGUGAAUUCUCAUGACUAGACUUUAAAUAUGCUUUUGGAAAUAGAUUGCCUGAUAUAUGAACAACAUGGAUAAAUUAAAUGGAGGAUCAGUGUUUCUUCUGGAACUUUAUGUAUUAGCUAAACACAAAACACCAAACAAAACUCAUAAGUAGUAGUGAUAAUCCAGCUUCCUUCAGAAACUUGUAUAACAUGGUAUUUUAAUUCCUGUUGUAUUAUGCUGCUUAUUCUCUUUCACUUGGUGUUUGCAUAGAAUUGUUUUCUCUGGUAUGCAAUCACUGGUUUUCUAGUAGUAGUCCUGAAUGAGGCUUUUACACUUUGAUUAAUCUUGUAUCUUACAGUUCUGUUUACUCAAUGCUUUCUGCUCUAUUUCAGUUGUGGUUGUGAUAAUUUGUAACAAAUAAAAUCCUGAUAAUUCAAGUCCUUGUGCUUUGCAAGUAAUAUUUAGGGGAAAAAAAACACGAGUGUCCCAUUCUUGUUAUACGUCCAUCAGAUGUAUUUUUCUUGCAUUCACUGAGUCUCAUUACACCAAAAACUACAUCUUAGGCCUAAUUUACUUUGAAUAAACAAUGUUAGGUAAAAUCUUUACACCAAGUGGCUCGUCUGCAGCAUGUAUUAUUUUCUGAUACUGACUAUUGAUGAAUGCAUUGGAAAUUUGUUGGGGAUCCAGGGAAUAUUAAGAUUUCAUGUUA
Molecule: messenger RNA, 2661 nt
Organism: Lagopus muta (rock ptarmigan)
Lineage: Eukaryota; Metazoa; Chordata; Aves; Galliformes; Phasianidae
Gene: KHDRBS3
Product: KH RNA binding domain containing, signal transduction associated 3
Exons: 12
Coding region: 399-1547 (382 amino acids)
Biological process (GO): regulation of alternative mRNA splicing, via spliceosome
Cellular component (GO): nucleus
Molecular function (GO): mRNA binding
Source: RefSeq, a predicted model, not a curated record